AUGGAAAAAAAAGAUAAAUCAACAUCAAGAACUGUAUUUACUGUCUUUGGACAACAUAUGGGUAAUGAGUUUCAUAAACUUGUUUUUACGCAUCGCGCUCCGAAAAACACCUUUAUUCACGCUCUAGCUUCUGGUUCCGUUUCUUCUCAUUCUCCUGCGGAUCCCUCUUCUACUACUAGAGCUCCUUCGAUAGGGGACAAGCUAACACUAAACAAGGCUAGGGGUUUAUGUGCUCGUAGUGAUCCCCAAGCUGAUCCAUAUGGAAGGGAAGGCCAGGUUCCCGUUGGAAAUGACACAUAUCUCCUAUGCCAUGUCACUUACUUAGUAAUUGUUAUUGAAUACUAUAUGAGUCCAUUUACCAUAGAUCCUAUGAUGGCCACAUGGGUGUCCUGGGGUGUCUUAACGUUGGCGCCAGGUGAAAUUCUUACUUCUUAUGCAAUUAUGGUUAUUAAUCAGGGUAAUUCUGAAGGGCAGUUGAAGAUGUGAACUGGAAUAUAGAUUUUUACUCCCAUAGACAAAUAGAACUUUUCAAUUAUAGAGUUUUUCUU
Messenger RNA from Rhizophagus irregularis DAOM 181602=DAOM 197198, 548 nucleotides. RefSeq lists its product as uncharacterized. NCBI's taxonomy places the organism in Eukaryota, Fungi, Glomeromycota, Glomeromycetes, Glomerales, Glomeraceae. The record is from RefSeq and is a predicted model, not a curated record.